AAGAGAACGAUGGCCGUCUUCUUCCUGCCGCUUGUCUUAGCAGGUCUUGCUCCUCUCUCUGAAUACAAAAAUGCCUUGUUUAAAAUGUCUGCUACCAGGUUCAGCUGGUCUCGUCUAACCCCUUUCAAGCUGAAGAACAGAUCUGUAGGACUUAGCACUGAAAGCAAUGCUCAGGGCAAAGUGUACUUCACCCUGGACGGUCACAAGUUCAUGAUAGUUGGAGGCUCCAUCCACUACUUCCGAGUGCCCAGGGAGUAUUGGAAGGACCGCUUGCUGAAGCUUCAGGCCUGUGGAUUCAACACUGUCACCACCUACAUCCCAUGGAACCUCCAUGAACAGAAUAGGGGGACAUUUGACUUCUCUGAGAUCCUGGACCUAGAGGCCUAUGUUUCGCUGGCUGCAACUCUAGGGCUGUGGGUGAUUCUUCGACCAGGGCCGUACAUCUGUGCUGAGGUUGACCUAGGUGGGUUACCCAGCUGGCUUCUGGGCUACCCUGAGUUACAACUGAGAACAACCCAACAAGAAUUUCUUGAUGCUGUUGAUAAGUAUUUUGAUCAUCUGAUUCCCAGAAUACUUCCUCUCCAGUACCUCCGUGGAGGCCCUGUUAUUGCUGUCCAGAUAGAAAAUGAAUAUGGUUCAUUUAGUAAGGAUGGGGACUACAUGGAAUACAUUAAGGAGGCUCUGCAGAAGAGAGGGAUUGUAGAGCUCCUCUUGACCUCAGAUAAUCACAAGGGAAUUCAGACUGGCUCCGUCAAAGGAGCAUUGACCACUAUCAACAUGGCAUCGUUUGAGAAGGAUUCUUUUAUUAAGCUUCUUCAAAUGCAGAAUGAUAAACCCAUUAUGGUUAUGGAAUACUGGACUGGCUGGUUUGACACAUGGGGGAGGGAACACAAUGUUAAAAGUGCAGAAGAAAUUCGAUAUACUGUGUCUAGAUUUAUCAAAUAUGGAAUCUCCUUCAAUAUGUAUAUGUUCCAUGGUGGAACCAACUUUGGUUUCAUAAAUGGAGCCUUCCAUUACGAUAAGCACUCAAGUGUUGUGACUAGCUAUGACUAUGAUGCUGUACUGACUGAGGCUGGAGAUUACACAGAAAAGUAUUUCAAGCUUCGGAAACUUUUUGCUUCUGCUUCAGUAGGUUUCCUGCCUCGGUUGCCUCAACUUAUUCCCAAGACCGUGUACCCUACUGUGGGUCUAGCAUUCUACUUGCCAUUGUUUGAUAUCCUACCAUACCUAAAUAAGCCUGUCAUGUUAUACACUCCAGUCACCAUGGAGAAUCUUCCAAUAAACAACGGCAGUGGCCAGCCAUUUGGAUUUGUCCUCUAUGAGACUUCCAUCUGUGCUGGCGGUGAUCUCUAUGCUUCAGUUAGUGAUUCAGCACAGGUGUUUUUGAAUGACACAACUAUAGGCAAUCUGGACGAAUAUACUUAUGACCUGACUAUUCCUACAAUUCAGGAUUGUCAACUUCUGAGGAUCCUGGUUGAGAAUCAAGGCCGGAUAAAUUAUUCAUGGAAAAUUCAAAAUGAGUGGAAAGGAUUAAAUGGUGAUAUUAGCAUCAAUGGCACUUUGCUGAAGAAUUUCACCAUCUAUUCAUUGGACAUGAAGAUGAGUUUCUUCGAGAGGCUCCGCUCUGCCACCUGGAGGCUUGCCCCAGAGAAUUAUCUAGGUCCUGCAUUCUAUUUGGGGACCUUGAAGGCUGAUUCUUCUCCCAAGGAUACCUUCCUGGAUCUAUCAAACUGGUAUUAUGGGUUUGUAUUCAUCAAUGGACGCAAUCUUGGAAGAUAUCAGAACAUUGGGCCUCAGAGAACACUGUACCUUCCUGGUCCCUGGCUUCAUCCAGGAGACAAUGAGAUCAUUGUCUUUGAGAAGAUACAGAAGGGUUUCUACAUCCAAAGUAAAACCAGACCCCAGCUACAAUACUAG
Molecule: messenger RNA, 1917 nt
Organism: Cricetulus griseus (Chinese hamster)
Lineage: Eukaryota; Metazoa; Chordata; Mammalia; Rodentia; Cricetidae
Source: RefSeq, a predicted model, not a curated record